AGUAUCCACACCAAAUGAAAUAUUCUUGCCAAUUGCAAACUGGGAAGUGAAAGAGAAUCCAGUCACGGAAGAGGAUAUCGGUCCAUUAGUUCAACAUGUCUUUGAGGUAAUUUUUUUUUUUUUUUUAAUAGCUGCUCUGGCAUUCUAUGUAGCACAGCCCAUUCCUUGUGCUAUAUAGCUUCUGACUUGAAAUGAUCGUCAACAAAUUGAACACUGGAAAAGUAGCAGAACUAGCACAUUUUUCCUACACUGCAGUUAUAUCCUUUACUUUGCAAUUAGGUUUUCAGUUCUUCAAAAUGCAAAGUUUAGUUAAUAAAUGUUUCAAUAUAUCUGAAAAUGUUUUAUUUUAAUGGAUGAGAAAUGUGGUUUCCUUUUAGCAGAGGUACUAUUCCUUUUCCUUAAUUAAGUCUAAUCCAUUAUUAGGAUAUUCUGAGCAAACUGUAGUUAUAUACUUCUACUACUUUUCUGCUAGUGUGUGUGGAUGUUUUAGCUGAUUUCACAAAUCUUAAGCAAUAAGGCAGUAAUAAAGUGUGACUGACUUACUUUUAUUUCUGUCAUGUUCUCCUGAAUAGAAUAUGUACAUUGCAAGAAAGCACCAACUAUUGAUGAGUUAAGAUUAUGUAUUUAUGAUUAUGCGUUAAGAUUAUGUAUUUCUGCCUAAAGAAAAAAUAAGCAAUAAGAGGUGUGUGUAUGCUUAGGUAUGAAUGUAUGCAAAUGUCUGUGUGUGAGUCUCUGUAGAUAUAAAUGCACGUACAAUUGAUGAAUAGAUAGAUAUGUAAGUAUGCACCAUAUCUUUGUGUGUAACUGUCAGAUUGUGUGUGCGACUGAGUGAUUGGUUUUGUGUGAUUUGCCGUGAGUGUGAUAUGUGUGAGUGUAUGGCUAACUGUGUAUGUAUUAAACACAAUUUUGCAUAUUGCAUUAUGUAUAUGUAUGGGCAUAUUUAAUUUCUUCAAUAUUAUUGCUUUCUUCAAUAAUGUUUUGCAUUAUUUUAUCUCUUGUUAGCUGAGGAACAAUGGUCCAAGUACAUUUAGUAAAGCCAUCAUGAUUCUUAAUUGGCCCUUCAGGUAUAAUAAUAACACAUUGUUAUACAUUGUAACCUAUGACAUUGAUGGACCCAUGGAGUGUACCAACAAUCUGGAAAUCAAUCCAUUACAAUUUAAGGUAACAUAGUUUGUAAUGUUUAUGUUCUACAUUCCAAAUGUGCUUUGUGUUAAACUGUUUAUUGAAAUCCCAACAUAUACAUUGUCAUAUUGGCUUAUGGUAUGCAAUUACCCAUACAUUGUUCUCUCAGAUAUGGUCAGGCUUGCAGCAAUCAGUCUUGAAACCCAGAUAGAAAUCUAUUAAUGUUCAACAUUAACCACUGUCACACACCAAAAGGGACUGAAAACUGAGGCAACCCACCUACCCACAGCUCUCCCAGUCACCACGACCAAGACUGGAAGGAAUUGACCGUGAUAAUACAAAAGUGUAAAUUCUGCAUUUCAAUGUGGUUGAGGAGUGCGCAGUUGAUCUAUUUUUUUUUUUUUAUAUAAAAAACAAAUAAACUGCUUUUAUAUGGUUUCACAUAAAACUGGAAACUGUUACUCAGAGAGUCUAGACAACACAAUCACUACACUGAGCUGUAAUAAUACACCAUGCUACAAUAUGUAUAUCACACAUUGUGGCCAGUAAACAAGAAAAUUAUAUUAAAAAAAUUGAAAAUAAAAUUAAUGACAGAGUUUUGUAAUCAAAAACAUGCUUUGAGUGUGGAGUUUCCUUUUUCCUUUCUAAUAAGGAUGUUGUUUUCUGAAAAUAAUUAUCUUCUUCUCUUACAGCUUACUGAUUCACAGGCAGAUGAGAAAAAUGAAACACGUGUUAAUGAAAAUCGCCAACGAGAUCGCCGUGAUGUAACCGUGGCAGAAGGAGACAUUCAGGCAGUU
Molecule: messenger RNA, 1919 nt
Organism: Pelobates cultripes (western spadefoot toad)
Lineage: Eukaryota; Metazoa; Chordata; Amphibia; Anura; Pelobatidae
Source: the annotation of a GenBank genome assembly